Messenger RNA from Papilio polytes (common Mormon), 597 nucleotides. RefSeq lists its product as uncharacterized. NCBI's taxonomy places the organism in Eukaryota, Metazoa, Arthropoda, Insecta, Lepidoptera, Papilionidae. The record is from RefSeq and is a predicted model, not a curated record. The transcript is spliced from 5 exons. The coding region runs from base 28 to 597 and encodes 189 amino acids.
UGGAGGCGGCAAAGGACUUCACUGUGGAUGGUCUCACCGCUUACAACGGCAAGAAGAAGAAGAAAAAACGCAGGCACAGCCGCACUAUCUUCACGUCGUACCAGCUGGACGAGCUGGAGAAGGCUUUUAAGGAUGCCCACUACCCCGACGUGUACGCACGCGAGAUGCUCUCCCUCAAAACGGACUUGCCAGAGGAUAGGAUACAGGUGUGGUUCCAGAACCGUCGUGCGAAGUGGCGCAAGACGGAGAAAUGUUGGGGGCGGUCCACCAUCAUGGCGGAGUACGGGCUGUACGGCGCCAUGGUGCGACACUCGCUUCCUCUGCCGGAGACCAUCCUCAAAAGCGCUAAGGAGAACGACUCCGUCGCACCCUGGCUACUCGUUCAAGGUCUUGGAGCAGCACAGCCGGCGGCUGCACGAGGACUGGCGGCUCCAGGUGCGAGGUCUGCAGCGGGCGGGCGCGGCGGCGAUGGCGGGCGCGGGGGCGGCCAUGGGGGGUGCGCUGGGGGGCGCGUGCGCGGGCGCCGGCAGCGAGGACGAGGGCCCGCUGGACAUCGACGUGGGUACGGAGCCGCCGCCCCCCGCGCGCCUCUACUGA